AUGCCCUCUCAAGACAAACCCGACACCCAAGAAUGGACACACGUCACCCGCAAAUCUCGAAAAUCCCGUCCAAAGAAGACCCCCUCUCACACGCACAUCAACUCCCUCCCCAUAACACCCCGCACCGACAACCUCCGCUCCCCCUCAGACCUCGAAGCCGACUACCGCCGCAUCCGUGACCGAUGGGAGGCCGAACCGCCCUGUUCACGCCUCCGCGAGCUGGUCUCGGAAAAGGCGUCCCAUCUCAAGACCGUAUCUCGGGCAGUGAACCUCGGAGUCGGGACGUUUGAUCCUACUGAUGGCUCUUGGGAGGCCAAGAGGUCGGCGUUUGUGCAACUCGCUGCGUUCCAGGUCAUGGUAGAAGAACUAGAGAGGGUAACGGAACAAAAGAUAGACUGCUUCUUUCAAGACCCCGUCUUCAACACCUCAGACAAAGCCUUCCUCAAAAACCUAGGUCACACAGUAGUCGAGACACCAGCAGGCUGCGAAAUGAUUGACCAAGACACCCUCUUCUUCGGAGUCCACCUCUACAAGCCCAUCUACGCCAUGGCACUAGAAAAACACCUGCCUGCCAUCUUUGUCGGAACAGGCUGGGAAGUUUGGGACGAUUUGUUUGCGACGGAGGGUCUUGAGAGGAUGGAAAAGAUGCACAAAUCUUAUACCAAGAGUGAAUUCCCGCAAGAGUCCUUUGACUCGGCCUUUUCGAGCACGAGUAUCUACUGGAAGUCAGCUGGGGAGCCUGAGACGGUGUCUGAAAAGGGGCCUAAGGGGGAGAAAGAGAAGGAGGAAAAGGGAGAGGAAGAGGUAUCCAGCAAAGAUGAAUCUACAACUACUUCAUAA
Molecule: messenger RNA, 840 nt
Organism: Fusarium keratoplasticum
Lineage: Eukaryota; Fungi; Ascomycota; Sordariomycetes; Hypocreales; Nectriaceae
Product: SRR1 domain-containing protein
Exons: 3
Coding region: 1-840 (279 amino acids)
Source: RefSeq, a predicted model, not a curated record